AUGGAUGACGAAAAGAGGCCUGGGCUGGCAUGUUUGCUGGAAACUCUGCCUGCAGUUGAGUUUGGAUGCAUAUAUGGCUCAUCCCUCCAUCCAAACAAUUCCGACAAGACAUCUAUGGUAGAUUACAUUCUUGGUGUAGCUGAUCCUGAGCAAUGGCAUGCUGAGAAUCUGAAAAUGAACCGGAAUCAUUACGCAUCGUGGAUUAUUCAGCUUGGCGGAGCAAGGCUGAUUACUGGUGUGGCAGAAAAUAUUGGUGUCGGAGUACAUUUCAAUCCGUUUGUUUCGCACCAGAAUCAGAUGUUCAAGUAUGGUGUUGUUCGGGCGCGUGAUCUUGUUCAGGACAUUCUGGAAUGGGAAAGGUUUUACCUUAGUGGUCGUUUGCAAAAGCCUGUGAAUGUAGUAGUGGAUAGUUUAGAGAUAGAAAAACUCAACUCUGUAAAUCUGAAAGCCGUAACUUCUGCUGCUCUCCUCAUUAUGCCGUCAAAUUUCAGUGAGGAAGAGCUGUAUGCCAAAAUAUGUAGCCUCUCAUAUAUGGGUGACUUGAGAAUGCUUUUUGCAGAGGAUAAAAACAAGGUGAAAAAGAUUGUGCAAGGGCAAUUUCACUUAUUCCAAAGAAUGUAUACUCCACUUCUUGAAGAACUCGCGGCACGUGAUUUCUUAAGAAUAUCAUCUUCUGCUGAUAAAAAACUAAACAUAAUUCAGGACUGCGGGUUGUCUACCACUUGCUCCCUUGUGUCUCACCUUCCUUCAACCGUGAGAAGCAAGAUGAGGAUUAAGCUUGGUGAGGGAAAAACAAUGGAUGAAUCUGGUCGUGCCGUACAGAAAGUUCUAAUUAGGUCAAAGGAAGAGGCCGCAUAUUGCGUGCAUAAGAUUCUAAGGCAGAAAGUCAUGGUUUCUAGUGCAAGACAGGCUGUUGCCGGUCUAGUAACUUCUGGAGCAGUUCACGGGCUUAAAUACCUUGCUAGCCGGCCGAGUCCCAAAUAUACUUCCUGGGAGGUCGUCACACCACGUCCGAGCAUCGUCUGGUUCAUCAAAAGUGAUGUCCUAUCAACCAUGACCGUCUCGUGCAUCCUCGGGUCGAGUUCCCCAAGGACACCGACGAGCUGCUCUCUGCGAGGGCACGCUCUCGGCCUAUCCACUCCAUUCGGAGGCACCCUCAACUCUCAAGGAUACCCAGUAAAUCAUCCUCUUGCGGAACUUAGAGGACCCUCAUGUACAGUUGACGCGAACACCCCCAAGGACCACUUCCUUAGGAUACCGAUUGCCGAGCUAUAG
This is a messenger RNA of Striga hermonthica, 1275 nucleotides long. NCBI's taxonomy places the organism in Eukaryota, Viridiplantae, Streptophyta, Magnoliopsida, Lamiales, Orobanchaceae. The record is from the annotation of a GenBank genome assembly.